Molecule: messenger RNA, 1512 nt
Organism: Monoraphidium neglectum
Lineage: Eukaryota; Viridiplantae; Chlorophyta; Chlorophyceae; Sphaeropleales; Selenastraceae
Product: ESCRT-I complex subunit
Exons: 6
Coding region: 1-1512 (503 amino acids)
Biological process (GO): protein transport; endosome to lysosome transport; protein modification process
Cellular component (GO): ESCRT I complex
Molecular function (GO): ubiquitin binding
Source: RefSeq, a predicted model, not a curated record
AUGUUCCCGACCCUCACAAUCUCUGCCAGCGAGUUUCACACCAACGACGGCAGGGUGCUCAACCUGCUAAAGGCGCAGGGCACAGUGCCCGUCCACUUCCAGGGCGUCAAGUACAACAUCCCCGUCAUCGUCUGGCUGCCCGAGCGCUACCCUGUUCACGCGCCCCUCGUUUACGUCACGCCCACCCCCAAUAUGGUCAUCAAGCACAACCACUCGUGCGUGGACGCCUCAGGCCAGGUGCGGACGCCUUACGUCAGCAGCUGGCUGUACCCCUCUUCUGAUCUCUCCAGCAUGACGCAGGAGAUGUGCAUGGUGUUUGGCGCGGAGCCGCCCCUGUAUAGCAAGCCCGCCGGCUACAGCCCGCCGCCGCCGCCGCCAGGGCAGGCGCACAUGCAGCACAACCUGCAGGCGGCGGCGGGCGUGGGUCCGGCGCAGCAGCAACAGCAGCAACAGCAGCAGCAGCAGCAGCAGCAACAGGCGUCGUACCCGCCCGUGGCGGGAUUGAGUGGGGCGCAGCGGCCGGCGUCGCAGCAGCAGUACCCGGCGGCCGACGCUGCUGCUGGCGCGGCGCUGUGGGGCGGCGCAUACGCAGCGGCCAUGGCGGGGGGCCGGCCGGGCGCCGGCCCCAACGCAGGCAGUAGCGGCGGAGGCAGCGGCGGCGGCGUGGGGUUUGGGCCGCUGUCCAGCAACCCGUACCCGCUCCCUGGCAGCGGCGCCGGCGCCGGCAGCGGCGGCGGCGCGGGCUCGCCGACGCGGCCGGCGCGCGGGGUGCAGGCUGAGCUAGAGGAUGCGUUUGCGUCGCUGGCGGUGCGGGCGCUGCAGGGGCGGCUGCAGGCGGGGCUGGAGGCGUUCAACCGGGAGGCGGCGCGCGAGAUGGACUCCCUGCUGGAGGUGCAGCGGCAGCUGAUGGCGCGGGAGCAGGAGCUGCAGCGUGCGGUGGGCUCGGUGCAGCAGGAGCGCGCCGGCACAGAGGGCGUCGUCGCAGAGCUGGGCGCCAAGUGCCGCGCCCUCGAAAAGUGGCUGGAGGGCAACGAAUGGAAGGCCGCCGCGCUCGGCGCGUCGAGCGGCGGCGGCGCCGCGGCCGGGGACGCGGGCGCGGGCUCGGGCGCGGACGCGGCGGCGGCGCUGCUGUCGAAGCUGGACGUGAACAAAAUGGUGGUGCCCGAGGACGACCUCAGCCGGCAGGCGCUGACCGCGCAGGCGGAGGACCUGGCGGUUGAGGACGCGCUGACUGUGCUGGACCGCGCGCUGCAGGGCGGCAAGGUGGCGGUGGACGCCUACAUAAAGCAGUCCCGCACGCUGUGCCGCACCCAGUUCUUUGUGCGCGCCCGGGGGCUGAAGAUCGCGCAGCUGCAGCAGCAGGCCGCCGCCCGCGCGCCGCCACCGAAUGGGGGCGCGAGGGGCGGCGGCGCCCCGCCGGCGGGGCCGGGCUACCCCAUGGUGCAGGGCGACGGCUGGUCGCACACCGCGCCCGGGGGCGCCUCGUUCCACCAGCGCGGCGGCGCGCGGUGA